UUUAAUAUACAGCAACAGUUUACAUGAAUAAAAAAGGCAAUACCGCCUUUCGGCUGCGAUGUUUCAACUGUCAUGGCUAGCAUAACAAAAGCGAACAUUGUUAUCUUUUAAAUGCUUUGGAAAGCUAUCUUCAAAAGUACUAUUAACAUUCUAAUGUCAAAUUGUCUGUUGAAAGGAAAGUAGCAAUUCCAUUUGUAGAAUAUGUCUGGAACGUCAAGAAAAAGAAAGCGCAAGAGGUCUUCCAAGGAAGACGAGGGAUCCAAAGAUCAACGAAAGGAUGACACAUCCAAAAGAAAGGACAAUGAAAACCGAAGUUCUAGCCAAUGUACAAAACACAGAGAAGGUACUGCUCGUGUUGAAGAAGAAAGUCGCCAAAUCAAAAAGGCUGUCUACAAACUCCAUACUACAGAAAAAACAGACAAGAGACGGGUGUCUCAGGCAGAUGUGGCCAACAAAGCGGAGCCUCCAAUUGCAAACAAAGAUAAGGUCACCAGUGGUAGUAAAAUCAAGGAAAAGAGUCCAUCAAGAUCCUGGCACAUCAGAAAGCGAGCUAGAGAUGAUCUGAAAGACAAAAAAGACUCCAAAUAUGAUUCCGAUGAAAAGUCUCACUACAUGAGCCCACCUAGACUAAAAAAGAAGCAAACGAGUCCCAUUUACGUUUCAGCUGAGCAACGGAAACAGUGCCAGGAUUUGCUGAAGAGUAAAUGCAAAGAAUUGCACAAGAACCAGAAAGAGAGCAAAACUAUCAAGACCGAAGAACAAAGCCAGACCCUUCCUCACGCCAAGGACUCGAUAAGGGACAAGCAAACAGAGAUAAUCCAAGAGACCUCUAAGAAAAGUCCGGAACUGUCCUUGGAAGAAAAAGUAAUCUUGGAUAGAAGGAAAUCCGAAGAACAGUUCUCUCAUUCAUCCAAGCCCAAAGUGUCCUUUAAAAUCGCUAAGGUGUCAAUUGCUCGGCCCAAAAUACCAACAAUUCUACAUUCUAGUUUCAAGAUUCCAAAGAAGGUUGAACCAGAGCUAGUGGAGGCAAACACAAAAGACAACAAGAAUGAUGUUACGGCUACAAGCAGGACAGCCACAUGUGGGAGUGAACACAGUGUUUCUGAGGCAGCCACAAACAGCUUGAAACAUGCUCAUAGCUGGGAAAAAAAAGACAAGACUUCAUCUUUGUUAUAUGUCCCUCCCACUACAAGUGAGGUCUUGGCACAGCAGAUGCAAGUGGCAGAAGAGCUUCACCUUGCCCGCUUUGAGAAGAGAUUAGAGGUGGAUGUAAUGCAGAGCUAUGGAGAGCUCACCUGUAUGGAUAUAGACCCCCCAGAAGAGAGGGCGACAAGUACUCUCUGUGCACAUCCUGCUCAGCAAAAUGUAAUCCUUGUUUUGGACACCAAUAUUCUCCUUAGUCAUUUGGAUUAUGUGAAAAAGAUGCAACAUCGGGGCCUUGGAGCUUUGGGUUUGCCAAUUGUCCUAAUCCCCUGGGUGGUGCUUCAGGAGCUGGAUUCUCUCAAAAAGGGGAAAGGCCUCACAAAUUCCGUGGCUCAUCUGGCUUGUCCCGCCAUUUCCUAUAUCUAUAACUCUCUGAAAAGGCGAGAAAGACACCUUUGGGGGCAGUCAAUGCAGCAGGCUGCUGAAAGUAACAAUAGUCUUAUGGCUGAGAAUAAUGAUGACAAAGUGCUGCAGUGCUGCCUUCAGUAUCAGAGUUUGUACCCAGACUGUGCUCUCAUUCUGUGCACAAAUGAUAAAAAUCUAUGCACCAAGGCUGUCCUUAGUGGAGUUCAGGCCUUGAGCAAGGCCGACUUGGAGGCAGAGGUUGAGAAAUCACGACACGACCUGAAGCACCUCCAAAGCAAUGUGCUCCAGAGGCUUCCUGAAAUGGACGCGCCAAUGCCCCCGCUAAUGCCGGGAAGCAGUUGCACAGCAGCGCCGUCGCUUACUCAAGAACGUCUGUCUUUAUGUCUCCCAAAGGAAGAUAGCAAAAGCCCCAGAGUGGAAGAGGACAAGAAUAUCGAAAGAUGUGUCUCUGAGCUCAAGGGCUGCCUGCAGGAGGUGCUGUCCAAUGUGCUCGAGAUGGAGAUGAAAGCUUCUUAUGGUGACUUAUGGCAAGAGAUCAUCUACAUCAAGCCGCCCUGGGAUCUUCUUGACAUUUUACAUUGUUUGAAAAAGCACUGGAUAGCUGUAUUUGGCUUCAUUGUCCCACGACCUUUGCUGCAAACAGUUAUAAAGCUCAUCGACUUCUUUAAACGAGGUCAAUCUAGGGACCGUAGUUCAAUUUUGGUGACUGUUCAAGAAGCAAAGGAGUUUGUCAAGGAAUUUGGGAAAAGGGUCAGCCUGGUUCCCAGGGCACUAACUGCAAUGAACAACAUCAUCCAGAAGCUACAACCUCAGCCUGAAUCAGCCGCCAGUGAUGUUGUAAUGAACGAGGAUGACGAAGCCAAACAACCACCGUCCUCUCAUGUCCCUCACCAAGAGGUCUGGGCCAUGUUUGAGAACAUUUGGUGUAAAGUCUGUGAAAUAAGCAUGGAAGUGUUCAAAGCUCUGGCCUUUGACCCUCAUACCAGACAGAGUGCCUUGUCAGUUGGAGGUCCUGCUCCACCACAGGAUGCCGUUGUCUGUCUGAGCCAAAUAUCCUCCAUGGUCUCGCAGCUGCUCCAAGCCUUUAUCGGUGUUCUGUGCUCUUCUGCCGGUUUGCGAGAAGUGCAGGAGCUUCUCAGCACCAUCAGAUCCAAUAAGAUGGUUGAUGUUAAUUUCCCACUGGCGGACACGGACCUACUCUCUUGUUUCUCACAAACCGACUAUAGAGAGAAACUGAACAUUGGUGUGAACCAACUGACAGAGCUAAAGGAAGCCUUGGACCACUGUGUUCAGACCACAGCUCAGCACGUCAACCUAAACAUGUAGUCAACCUUCACAGGACCAGCUCACGACUCAGGUUUGACUGACCAAUGUUAUGCUAAACUGUGGGAGUGCUUGGUGUGUUUGCAAUGAGCUCAAAAAGGGAUCCAAAGUGAGUUCUUGUUGUAGCUGGACACCUGGAUAACUCGGGUGUGUAGCAACCAGUCUGCUACAGGUUUUGUUGUCCUUGUUCUCCAUCCACAAUAUUUGUUUAUAUUAGUUCUUUUGAAAAAUGUACAUAAAAUAAUAUCCGUUACAUUGGAUUGUUUCAGUUAUGUGGACAAAAACGCAGUCCGGAAAGCUUCGAAGGAGUUUUGUAUUUUUGAACUAUGAAUGUGCUUUUGUUGAUUUAAAUACAGAUGAACCUCGAUUUUAUGCCAAAUUUGGGUUGCGCGUUAUUUAGAAAGUGGAAUAAAAUCAGAAGCAUGCAUACGAGCGUAUCGGGAAAUACCUACCAAGCAUACGUGCUUGUAUAUCUGACAGAUUGAGAAUUGAGGUCGAUUUGGUCGUGACAUCCUGUUCCGCACGUAAUCCUGAGGUCACGCAUCUGCUGUCUGCUCUGGCAUUCUGUUGAGGUCAACUAAGCAGGAAGCACAUCUGUGGUUGUCUUGAGAAAUUGGUGGCAAUGAAAGAUCAGACUUGACCUUAUCUGUGGAUGAAGUAAGGUGCUAAAUAUACAGUAAGCCACAAUCAAGGCUUGCAGUGUGUUCAGUUACUGAUCGUCUGGCAACUUUGCCAUCUCCAUCUCAUGAUUCCCAUUUGAACUAAAAGUCAAUGAAUUAGGACACAAAUCAAAUUGAAAUGAUUUAUUAAGAAAUAUUAUAAAUGUGAGAACGGUCGUCUUCAUAACACUCCUUCCAGGAAAAAGAAAAAACUGUCAUUGUUUGACAAAUGCCAAAGCAGACAUCUUUCCAGUAACUGCAUCCACAAUCACAAAAACUAAGUUAGAAGCUUGGCUCUGCAUGACACCAGCAGA
This is a messenger RNA of Syngnathus acus (greater pipefish), 3865 nucleotides long. It is a transcript of the gene swt1, whose product is annotated as SWT1 RNA endoribonuclease homolog. Gene Ontology annotation, cellular component: nucleus. The transcript is spliced from 17 exons. Bases 202 to 2895 code for a protein of 897 amino acids. The record is from RefSeq and is a predicted model, not a curated record. Lineage: Eukaryota; Metazoa; Chordata; Actinopteri; Syngnathiformes; Syngnathidae.